GUGGAGCGGUGGUCGCCGCUGCCGCUGCGGCAAAUCGGUGGAGGGGAAAUUGCUGCUGCUGCUGCUACUCCUCCUUUAGCUGCGCCUGAAGCUACCGCACCGCCGCCUCGGCUGCUUUUGCCUUUGUCUGUAGGGCUCGGAGGAAAACAGAAGUUUCACUUCAUGGCAAGAAGUGAUAUGCUGCAACAGAAACUGCCCCCCAAACUGGGCAGAAGGAUCCUUCAUAAAUUGUGAUCAGCGGCCCUUCAAUCAGAUUUUGCUGAGAUGGGUUAUACAGCUCACAGUUCAGUCCUGGGAUUUAUUCUUAGAUCUACAAUGAUAAAUGGACUUAUGAUUGUUCCCUUUCUAGUGAUGAUAGUUUUUCCUUCACCGAGCAAGGCUGAUGACGAGCUAAAAUUAAUGACUGACUAUGAAUGCGUGUGCGAAGGCAUGUCAUGUGUGAACGGAGUCCGCUGCAGAGGACAUAGGUGCUUUUCCUCCCUGAGCAUCAAUAAUGGUGCUAGAGUGUAUCAGAAGGGUUGCUUCCAAGUCUAUGAACAGGGGAAGAUGACGUGCAGAACGCCUCCAUCUUCAGACCAAGCAGUUGAAUGCUGUCAAGGGGACCUGUGUAACAUUAACAUAACAGCCGAGCUACCAACAAAAGGACAUCCACCUCAAGGGGAAGCAGUGGGUUACACCAUGGAAACACUUGUCAUUUUCAUACUGGCUCCUGUUAUGGUGCUGAUCGUAUUUUCUGCAGCAGCGGCGCUGAUCAUCAGAAAGAUUCGGCAGCGCCAUAUGGAAAGGCUGAAUUCAAGGGAUGCAGAAUAUGGCACAAUUGAAGGGCUUAUAGCCUCAAAUGUUGGUGACAGCACGUUGGCAGACCUGUUGGACCAUUCUUGUACCUCUGGUAGUGGUUCAGGACUGCCUUUCCUGGUACAGAGAACAGUGGCUCGGCAGAUUACCCUGCUGGAGUGUGUAGGGAAAGGCCGAUACGGAGAAGUCUGGCGAGGACAGUGGCAAGGAGAGAACAUUGCUGUCAAGAUCUUUUCUUCCCGAGAUGAAAAGUCCUGGUUCAGAGAAACAGAAUUAUACAAUACUGUGUUGCUGAGGCAUGAAAAUAUUUUAGGUUUUAUUGCCUCAGACAUGACAUCACGGAAUUCCAGCACUCAGUUGUGGCUAAUCACGCAUUACCAUGAAAUGGGCUCACUCUAUGACUACCUGCAACUCACAACAUUGGACACAGUGAGCUGCUUACGAAUAGUCUUGUCCAUAGCUAGCGGCCUUGCUCAUUUGCACAUUGAGAUAUUUGGGACCCAAGGAAAACCUGCCAUUGCCCAUCGGGACUUGAAGAGUAAAAAUAUCCUGGUUAAGAAAAAUGGGCAGUGUUGCAUUGCAGAUCUAGGCCUCUCCGUCAUGCAUUCUCAAAGUACCAAUCAGUUGGAUGUUGGGAACAAUCCCCGUGUAGGUACCAAGCGCUACAUGGCCCCAGAAGUCUUAGAUGAAACCAUUCAGGUGGACUGCUUUGACUCCUACAAAAGAGUUGAUAUUUGGGCGUUCGGACUAGUCCUCUGGGAAGUAGCCAGGCGCAUGGUUAGCAAUGGUAUAGUUGAAGACUACAAACCUCCAUUUUAUGAUGUAGUUCCUAAUGAUCCUAGUUUUGAAGAUAUGAGAAAAGUAGUUUGUGUGGAUCAGCAGAGGCCAAAUAUUCCCAACAGAUGGUUUUCAGACCCGACGUUAACUUCACUUGCUAAGCUCAUGAAAGAAUGCUGGUAUCACAAUCCAUCGGCAAGAUUAACAGCUUUGCGUAUCAAAAAGACGUUGACCAAAAUUGACAAUUCCUUGGACAAGCUCAAAUCUGACUGUUGAUAAAAAGCCACAAAGAAGGACAUACAGCUUGCUGAACUCUGGGAUUCGGUUCCAAGUGGCUUCAGGCAUCAGCACAGUUGUAUACCCAACCAGCCAUCUGAGAGGAAACAGAGCCAUGCGAACUUCAAUGAGAGCCUGUCGUGGCAUUUGUGCAAAUGGCCAAUCAGUAAAGGCUUCAGGCAGAGUCUGUGGUGGCCUAUGGAAGAAGACAGAGGAGUCCUAAGACAAAAUUGGGGCAUUAGAAUCAUGGCUUUUAAUUUUUCUUUUAAUUCAUAAAAAGAAACAGAGUUAAUUUGAUGCUUCCAACUUUGAUACAUGGAAGCGGUCAAUUUUAAUCCACAACAUUGCCUGCGUUUCUCUUCUUGCACUAGGGGAUUCCUUGCAUUCCUUCCUUGCACUGUUACAGUUUAAUUUUAAGGAACUGACUUGCCAAAAAUAGGAUUGGCUCUGUACUCCUUGAUCUAUGUUUUUGGAUAUUAGGAAAUCAGUUUGGGCAACUGAACCUGUAACUGACUCUUCUCCUCUCUCUCUCUUUUUUUAUUUUGUUAAGCUGCAUUUUACAUAGGUGUACUGUUUACAAUAAUGCUGGACACUAGGAAUUAUUGUUGAUGAGGAAACAUGCAGAUUUUAUUUAUUACUAGUGCAUUUAACAGUUUUUAAAAAACUGAGAAAAGUGCAUACAGUUAAAGUUUAUUUUUAUGUAGCUUCUAUCAUUUCUUACAGCCGCCUUUUGGUAAUAUCAUAUAAUCUGAAUUGGUUCUGUUUCUUUCCCCUGUUGAAUCAUUUAGACAUUUUAAUCACAAUUUUUUAAGUGCUUCACAUUUUAUAUGCGUGUGGUCUGUAACAUAUAUUUUCAGUCCAAAAUAUGCAAAACAUUUAUAUAUAAAUAUUAUAUAUAUAAAUAUAUAUCUAAAUAUAAAGCCAUUACCCAAAUUAUGUCACAUCUAGUACCUUAUUGAUUUAGAAGCGCAGGGAUCAAAAGAGCAAAACAAUAGGUCGUGAGAAAGUGCUGCUUCCCCCCCUUUCCCCAAAGCUAUAUGUAUUGAGCAUUUAAAUGCUGACAAGGAAGAAAUUACUGUUUUAAUUUGCUUUUUUUCCCUGCUGAGUAGAAAGAGAAUAUUUCCCAGUGAAACGGAAGGGGAGUAUUCUGUUAGUGCCUCUUAGGCUUAAGGUGAAGGUGGUGUGUUUAAGGUGAAGCAUCACCAGCAUAUAUCUGUUGGUGAUUCCCACCCUGUGCUGUGCUGGAAAGUCAGCUGUCAUGCUCUUUGGCCCAUGGGAUGGAAGGGAUGUCUCUGAGGUUUGGAAUGCUGGAGCAGCCCCUCACACAGGGGAUGCCAACACUGAGUGUCCAUUCUGGAGCUGUGACCUCAUAAUGGCAUGGAUUGUUGGACAAUGUAUUGACGAAUCAGAUUAUGUGUUCUGGCUGCUUUUAAAUAUCCAGUUUCCCAAGUAAACAACUUUGAUUCCAGUGCCUUGCCUUAUACAAUAGGUACUCUCCUUUUGAAGCCUUCCAAGUAAAAGCUAGGGAUGCUGAACCUAACAGACCUUUGAACAUUAAACCAGCACAAUGCCACAGGCUUGUCUAGAAACAGGCUGAAUGGACUUGGUUUCAAAUGAGAGUAUUUUAAAUAGGACAGGACAAUUGAGGCUUCCAUUAACCCCUGUCCUAACUUACAUGCUUCAAUAACAUAUGUGUACAAGAGCUUUGGUUUGGACAGCUAUAUGCUCAAUGAAGUACUACUGCUUUCACUAAAAGGAGAUAUGACCAUCAUUCGUAUAGUAUUGGAUAGAUAUACCAUGAUUUAUUAGGAUUUAUUUGCAUCUCCUAUGUAGAGUAGAUUUUCAAAUGUUACCUCUGCAGUGCAGAACCUGCCAAGCAGUCCCAAAAGUAGCAUUUGCAUUGACUGUAGAUAGGAACUAAUUCCCCACCUCAAAAAUUCCCUGCUUGCAGAAAAGUAGUUAAAUCACUUCUUCCUCAUAUUUAACACCAGAAACUACAAUUUUGUGGCCCUAGGUUCACAUAAAAGGGGCAACUGAUAUGUGAAUAAGCAAAGAGUAAUGCUGGAAAGGACCCAUUAAAAAUGGUGUUUGAUAUACUUCUUCCUAAGCUUUCUAUAGUUUUGAUAAGCAGCUUGGUAUUUUCUAAGAGAAUUGUAACUUGUCCAACUCACUUUCACUUGUUAAAAUGCUUGAUGGCAACCAGAAUCAAAGAAAAAGGAAUGAGAAGUUACCAAUUUUUAAUAAACUCCAUUUAAUAAUGAUGAACUUUUCCAAGAGGACUGGCUAUCCAUCUAAUAAAUACUCAAUCUUUAA
Molecule: messenger RNA, 4161 nt
Organism: Candoia aspera
Lineage: Eukaryota; Metazoa; Chordata; Lepidosauria; Squamata; Candoiidae
Gene: ACVR1
Product: activin A receptor type 1
Exons: 11
Coding region: 265-1848 (527 amino acids)
Biological process (GO): transforming growth factor beta receptor signaling pathway; heart development; protein phosphorylation
Cellular component (GO): BMP receptor complex; plasma membrane
Molecular function (GO): ATP binding; transmembrane receptor protein serine/threonine kinase activity; metal ion binding
Source: RefSeq, a predicted model, not a curated record